UGUUAAUUGGGCUGCGGCGAAGCGGACAUCUUUUUUGUUUGGUGUGAAAGAACAACGACAUUUGCCGCGUUUCGACCGUGCUGGUGAAAAAAGGCAAAUUGACCAUUUUUAAUCAAUCGCCCGCGUGCGAUAAAGCGUUCCAGCGGUAGCGAAACUCCCAGCCAUUAGUUUGCCGCGCAAAGAUUGGCCACCUGUGCACUUUUUCCAGUGUAAAUCACCGUUCGAAGCGGGUCCCGUCGUGCGGCUUGGUAGCGUCAGUGUCCGACCGCAGGGGUAGCAUUUAUACACUCGUACUGGGGGUUAGCAAAGUAUGUAAACAAUUUGUUGUUUGCUGACUAUUCUCUGCCAUCCAAAUUCUCUCGCUCGCCUGCAACACACGCACGCACGCACGCACACGGAUACGCGCCGCCGGCUCCGGGUGGAACUCUGCUGAACGUACGUGAACGCCUCGAGAACAGUCAAAGAUGUCUCGCUAUCCGCACGACGCCAAGGUUUACGUCGGUGAGUUAGGUAACAACGCCAGCAAACAGGACAUCGAGGAAGCGUUCGGGUAUUACGGUCCGCUGCGCAACGUAUGGGUUGCCCGCAAUCCGCCCGGCUUCGCGUUCGUCGAGUUUGAGGACGCACGGGACGCGGAGGAUGCGGUGCGCGGUCUGGACGGACGGACGAUUUCUGGCCGGCGGGCCCGGGUCGAGCUGUCGACGGGACGUGGUGGACGCGGUGGCGGUCGGGGUGGACCACCGCGCGGUGGCGGUAAAGGUGGCCGGGCUCAGUUCGAUGACCGGUGCUACGAGUGCGGUGGUCGGGGCCACUUUGCACGCGAUUGCGGCCGUUCACGGCGCGGAGGACGCAAAAGAUCGCGCAGCCCACGAUCGCGAUCGCGCGAGCUGAGGACUCGUUCGCGCAGCUACAGCCGUUCCCGUAGCCGCUCCCGGGACCGUCGCUCGAGGUCCAAGGCCACACCGAAGCGCGGUGGUGGUGGUGCGGUUGCCAACAAUCGAUCGCUGAGCCGGGACGUGAGCAAAACGCCACGCCGCAACGUGUCCCGCAGUCCGUCGAGAAGCCAUUCCCGGUCGGCGAAGCGUUCGAUCUCGCGCUCACAGUCGCGAUCGGUAUCGAGAUCGCGUUCCCGCCAUCGUAACGGAGAUCACAACUAAGGUCGCUGGGGGUGAGGUUAGAUCGAGAACGGUAGACGACGCCCCAAAGGACUUUCUAACAACAACAACUACACAGCAAUCGAGUGGGAGAUGUAGUGGAGCAAGCCCCCCUACCUACCUACUUACACUUAUCAGGCGAAUUGUCCGUAUCCUUUAUUCUCUCUGACACAAACACAAACUAUAAUUCUAAUCGCCUUUUUCGGUGUUGGUACGCGGCUAUACGGCGGUUGAUGCGGACCAACUGUUAUACAAGAUACUCACAGGACGGGCGAAGAAUAGAGAGGCGAACCGGGGAAGGAUAAUGACGCAGGGAAGCGAGGAUACAUUAUACAAGGGGACUACAAAUUUCAAACAACCGGUACCGCACUUUCAGACCACCGAGCAGCAAGUCGUAAGCAAAGGGGCGUAGAUAACCCAGGCAGGGAGUAGGAUAUUUUUUCAACACUUGCAAAAACUAACACAGCUACACGAGCUGAAGGAUAAUCUUACAUUCAUUGAAAAUACCAAAUUUGAACCUAGAACACUCUCUUGUAUAAAUACAAGCAGAAACAAAAAAAUCCUCCCCACUUCAACAGGAUACGACGCCAGGCAGGCUAUAGGAAAAUCAGCAGACCAGGAGACGAAUGUCAUACAUGUGUGUGCGCGUGAAUUUAUCUUUGCAUUUACUUUUUCCCCUUUCGAUUAUCCUGUAUUUUGUCUGUUUUUUUAAUGUUGUGCGCAAGGACGAAAUUAAGAUGGCGCCGAACUAGAAUGUGUGCCACCGCUGCUGACUCUUAAGCGCUCUGACCCUAGCAAUAAUGAUGGACGAAGCCACAUACACUCGCUCGCUCACUCACACAUCCUAAGACCGCCCGAUCCGCUUAUCUCACCUAUGCGCAUGUGUGUGUGUGUUUUAUUUUUGUGUUGUAAGCCAACUAAUAUCGAAUAUCGAAAUGUAAACGAAGAAAGGUAAUAGCAUAGGAAAGGUGUGUAGCGUGACUGAAUUUUGAAGAGGUACAAAAAAACGGACAUUUAGUUGACAUUUGCAAAAAUAGAAAAGAAACACAAGCCAGCCAACAGACAGACAAAAACACAACACAGCGCAACAACAGCAUCGCCCUUGAGCAAACGUUCUCCCGACAAAAGCCUCCUCACGUUCCUCUAAAGUACAAUGGAGUACGUUUGUGUUUGAUUGUGUGUGCGCGUGUGCGUGUGUGCGUUUUUAUGAUUUGUAAUUACAUCUUUUACUUCUUUUUUUUUAUUUGUCUCGUGGCGAUUAGAUAAGUGUUAAGCAAAAGAGUGUAUGUGAAUAAAUUUAAAAACGAUACAGUCUCGAA
This is a messenger RNA of Anopheles stephensi (Asian malaria mosquito), 2473 nucleotides long. RefSeq names its product serine/arginine-rich splicing factor 7 (gene x16). The coding region runs from base 465 to 1157 and encodes 230 amino acids. Gene Ontology annotation, molecular function: zinc ion binding; RNA binding. The record is from RefSeq and is a predicted model, not a curated record. Lineage: Eukaryota; Metazoa; Arthropoda; Insecta; Diptera; Culicidae. The transcript has 3 exons. Gene Ontology annotation, cellular component: nuclear speck. Gene Ontology annotation, biological process: mRNA splicing, via spliceosome.